UACAGACAACCCCAUGGAAGAGGCUGCUGCCGAGAAUCAUGUGAAACCCUCACUUCCUCUGUGUAGCGCGAGUUCCUGACCACAAGCACCAAAGCAGAGGGGCAGGCAGCACACAGCCCAGCAGCCAGAGUACCGGCCCCGCGACGGUCCCGGAGAUGAGCGAACGCCAAGUGUUCUACGCGUCCGAGCUCACCUUCCUGGAAAACUGCAGCUCCUCCUAUGACUACGGGGAGAACGAGAGCGAGUCCUGCUGCCCGUCCCCGCCGUGCCCGCAGGACUUCAGCCUGAGCUUCGACCGCGCCUUCCAGCCGGCCCUGUACGGCCUCCUCUUCGUGCUGGGGCUGCUGGGCAACGGCGCCGUGGCGGCCGUGCUGCUGAGCCAGCGGACGGCGCGGAGCACCACCGACACCUUCCUGCUCCACCUGGCCGCGGCCGACAUACUGCUCGUGCUGACCCUGCCCCUGUGGGCCGUGGACGCCGCCAGCCAGUGGGUCUUCGGGUCUGGCCUCUGCAAGGUGGCCGGGGCCCUCUUCAACAUCAACUUCUACGCCGGGGCCCUGCUGCUGGCCUGCAUCAGCUUCGACCGCUACCUGAGCAUCGUGCACGCCACGCAGCUGUACCGCCGGGGGCCCCCGGGCCGCGUGAGCGUCACCUGCGUGCUCGUCUGGGGUCUCUGCCUCUUCUUCGCCAUCCCCGACUUCAUCUUCCUGUCGGCCCACCGCGACGAGCGCCUCGACGCCACCCACUGUCAGUACGACUUCCCGCAGGGGGGCCGCACGGCCCUGCGCGUCCUGCAGCUGGUCGCGGGCUUCCUGCUGCCCUUGCUGGUCAUGGCCUACUGCUACGCCCGCAUCCUGGCCGUGCUGCUCGUCUCCCGGGGCCAGCGACGGCUGCGCGCCAUGCGGCUGGUCGUGGCCGUCGUGGCGGCCUUUGCCCUCUGCUGGACCCCCUACCACCUGGUGGUGCUGCUGGACACCCUCAUGGACCUGGGGGCCUUGGGCCGCAACUGUGGCCGGGAGAGCCGCGUGGACGUGGCCAAGUCGGUCACGGCUGGCCUGGGCUACCUGCACUGCUGCCUCAACCCGCUGCUCUACGCCUUUGUGGGCGUCAAGUUCCGAGAGCGCAUGUGGGGGCUGCUCGCGCGCCUGCGCCGCCCCGGCCGGAGAGGGCACCAGCGGCAGCCGUCGUCCUUCCGCCGGGAGUCGUCCUGGUCCGAGACCACGGAGGCCUCCUACUCGGGCCUGUGAGGCCGGAUGCGGGCUCUCCUUUCGCCACGCGGCCCCGGCCUCCCCCACAGCCCCGGCUCCGCCCUCCCUCGCCCCGUGGCCUCACGCCCCACGCGCGCUCCGGGGCCUCCCAGGGAGGCAGCCCUCCUCCCCACCCCCACCCCCGCCGCCGCCCUUGCUGCUCCUUAGCUGCCACGCCCCACCGCCGCUUCGGAGGCGGCUGCCCAGAGCCCCACGGCCCUUCUUAUCCGCUAACUAGACCUCGGCCUUCCCCAUGUUCGGGGAGCACGAAGCGGAAAGCAUAGUAGAGGGCUGCCCCUAUGGGGCCUUGGCCCGGGCCUCCAACUCAGCAGCGACUGUAGCUGUGGUCCCCAAGACCUGUGUAUUUGCUCCUGGUUUAUUUUUUGAUGCCUAAAGUCUGCUUACAAGGUUGCAAUAAACAAGGUAAUCAGGCCCAGGGCGUGUUCGUCGCGCAUCAUUACAGCCAGCCCGGCCCACGCUUCGGGGAUGAGUUUCCUGCUUUCCUCGCCUGGCCCCAGAUCUGUGCCAGCCAGCGCUGCUUGCGUUAAUGUCUACGUCGAGCCUCCUCUGGGCCCUCCUGGGUGCCCCUGCCCCUCACGGGGAAGCACCCGGCUGCGUGGCUGUGCGCUGUUACCCGGACUGGCCGGCCACUGUAGAGGCAUAAUUUGGGGAUGGGCCUUCACACAUGAAGACCUAGUCCCCGCACUCCGGAAGCUUAGGCCAGCAGGGACA
This is a messenger RNA of Mirounga angustirostris (Northern elephant seal), 1979 nucleotides long. RefSeq names its product C-X-C motif chemokine receptor 3 (gene CXCR3). Gene Ontology annotation, biological process: immune response; inflammatory response; regulation of leukocyte migration. NCBI's taxonomy places the organism in Eukaryota, Metazoa, Chordata, Mammalia, Carnivora, Phocidae. Gene Ontology annotation, cellular component: external side of plasma membrane; membrane. The coding region runs from base 156 to 1247 and encodes 363 amino acids. Gene Ontology annotation, molecular function: C-C chemokine receptor activity; C-X-C chemokine receptor activity; C-C chemokine binding. The transcript has 2 exons. The record is from RefSeq and is a predicted model, not a curated record.